GGGCGAUUGGGCUGGCAAGUAAUAUCCGGGCGUUUGUGGAUGCUGAUGAUAGUAGAGAGUAGCAUUAGUUGCUAGGAAAAUGGCAGAUGAAGGGUCUGACUCUGGUGUGGGAGGAGUGCAAAAGAAUUUAAACAAUGUGAUUGAAUCUUCAGACAAUGAAUCUGAAGAAUCUGGCAGUGAUGCCUCAGAGAGUGAUGACGGCGGGGAAGAGAGCGGCAAUGAGAGCUCGGGCAGCGGUAGCGACGCCGGCUCGGACAGCUCGUCGGGCAGCGCUGGCACCGCCGAUGUCUGCCCCAUCUGCCUCUCGCGCUUCAGGGGGCAGGAAGUUGGCAACCCAGAGUCUUGCGACCACAACUUCUGUCUGGAUCACAUCCUGGAGUGGGCCAAGAACGUGAACACGUGCCCAGUGGACCGGCAGCCGUUCUCGCUGGUGCUGGUCCGCAAGACGCCGGGCGGCAAGAUCGUGCGCCAGGUGACCGUCGACAAGCGGGACAUGCUGGAGGAGGCACAGGAGGACGAUCCUGUCUAUUGCGAGGUGUGCGGCCGCUGCGAUCGGGAGGACCGGCUGCUGCUGUGCGACGGCUGCGACGCCGGCUACCACCUGGACUGUCUGGAGCCGCCGCUGGACGCCGUGCCGGUCGACGAGUGGUUCUGCCCCGAGUGCGCCCCGCUCCGGGCCGACCCGCGCCUGCUGGCCGCAGAGGUGGGUGUGACCCAGGAGGAGGUGCUGGACCUACUGGAUGACCCGGACUAUGACUCUGAGCUCCCUCUGCUGCGGGCCGGCCCCCGCCUGCUCCGCUCGGUCCGGCCGGUGGCUCGCACCAGGCUCAGCGAGCGGAUCGCCUCCCGCCUGCCGCGCAGCCGAGGCGCCACCGCCACCACCACUGCCUCUGCCGGGAGCGGUCUGCCGUCCACCUCCAGCGGCCGGGGCCGCGGCCGGAGCGGCUCCACGGCACCCCGGGCCGCCGCCACCAAGCGGAAGAGGAAGACGAAGAAAAAGGUUUCACGCUCUAAGUCCACCCGCGGUCGGGGCAAGACCAAAACGCGCCGCAAGAAAAAGAAAGCUGGUCGGAAAAAGACAAAAGCGAGGCGCGCCCCGGCCGAGCCCGACCCGUACGAGCGCACGCGUGAGAGCCUGCGCCGCCUGCUGGCCAUCCGGCGCAUGAAGCCCGGCCAGAUGGCGCCACCUGUGAUGCGCGCCGGUCGAGCGGAGCGGGGCGGUCCGGGCGCCGGCGCCGGCGGCCCGCGGUACGGGGACGGCCUACCCACUCUGCACCUGUUCGGACGGCGUGACGACCUGCUCCACCUGAGCGGCGCCAGCGACUCUGACGAGCGGGGCUCGACAACGGCGGCGGCGCGGCGGCGGCCGCUCUCGCGCGCCGAAAUCGUGGCGCGGCUGAAGCGUCGGGCGCGGCCGACACGAGAGUGA
This is a messenger RNA of Pollicipes pollicipes, 1429 nucleotides long. Its product is annotated as PHD and RING finger domain-containing protein 1-like. Bases 80 to 1429 code for a protein of 449 amino acids. The transcript is spliced from 10 exons. The record is from RefSeq and is a predicted model, not a curated record. Lineage: Eukaryota; Metazoa; Arthropoda; Thecostraca; Pollicipedomorpha; Pollicipedidae.